AUGAGCAAAACAGAAAUGAAGAUUGAUCCGACACGAGCGAGUGCCCUCAUCUCGCAGCUGCAGGCUGUCAGCGAGAGAGUCGCCGCCGUCUCCAAGGGCCGCGCUGUGCGACUAGUGGCUGUGUCAAAGCUGAAGCCGGCCAACGACAUCUUGGCCCUCCACCAAGCCCCAGCUCAUCAAACCCACUUUGGUGAGAACUACGCCCAGGAGCUCAGCCAAAAAGCAGAGUUGCUGCCGAGGACCGUCCAAUGGCACUUUAUCGGCGGCCUGCAGUCGGGGCACUGCAAGAAUCUUGCCAAGAUCCCAAAUCUCUGGUGCGUCUCCAGCGUCGACACGCUGAAAAAAGCGCAGCUGCUUGACAAAUACCGGGGCGAUCUUGUCAAGUCGGAGCCCUCGGCUCCCAAGCUCAAUGUCCACGUCCAGGUCAACACCUCGGGCGAGGAGUCUAAGGCGGGGUGCGCGCCGGGAGACGAGACGGUGUCGCUGUGCCGGAGCAUCAUGAACGACUGCCCCAACCUCCACAUGCUGGGGCUCAUGACCAUCGGCGCCAUCGCGCGCAGCGUGGCCACGACGGCCGAGAAUGAGAACGAGGACCUUAUUCUUCUAGCCCAGCAGAGAGAUUUGGUGGCUAAGGAGCUAGGUCUGGACAGAGAGCUCGAGCUCAGUAUGGGCAUGAGCGAGGACUUUGAGGGCGCCAUCGCUAUGGGCAGCCAUGAGGUCCGCAUAGGCAGCACCAUCUUUGGACAGCGGCCGGCAAAGUCUGAGGCAAAGCUCGUCGCCUGA
This is a messenger RNA of Lasiosphaeria miniovina, 783 nucleotides long. RefSeq lists its product as uncharacterized. Gene Ontology annotation, cellular component: intracellular anatomical structure. Bases 1 to 783 code for a protein of 260 amino acids. NCBI's taxonomy places the organism in Eukaryota, Fungi, Ascomycota, Sordariomycetes, Sordariales, Lasiosphaeriaceae. Gene Ontology annotation, molecular function: pyridoxal phosphate binding. The record is from RefSeq and is a predicted model, not a curated record. The transcript has 3 exons.